Messenger RNA from Gossypium raimondii (Peruvian cotton), 2138 nucleotides. RefSeq lists its product as uncharacterized. Bases 199 to 1854 code for a protein of 551 amino acids. The transcript has 10 exons. The record is from RefSeq and is a predicted model, not a curated record. Gene Ontology annotation, biological process: protein deubiquitination; mRNA processing; spliceosomal complex assembly. Gene Ontology annotation, molecular function: zinc ion binding; cysteine-type deubiquitinase activity. NCBI's taxonomy places the organism in Eukaryota, Viridiplantae, Streptophyta, Magnoliopsida, Malvales, Malvaceae.
UUUUUUCAAUUGUGAAAUUGUGCUGGCUCUUACCUCUCCAGUCACUGUGUUUGUGUUCUCAAUACAUCGACGGCCUGCUGCAGUGAAUAUUAUCUUCAGCUUUUGCCUCUGCCUAGAGACUCCUCUAUCAGCUUCGCCAUUAAUUCUCUUUUUCUUUUUGGUGCUGAAACUGAAAGAGUGAAGUAGAGGGAAACAAAGAUGAGAAGAAGCAGGAAAGAUGGUGAUAGCGUAGAUGAGGAACGAGACUCAAGACGGCGGAGGAUUGUGGAUUCUCCUUCUUCACCUGCUGAAGAACCGCUUGUGCCUUACAAUGAUGAUGAAGAUGAUGAAAGGAGGGUAUUGGAUCACAGUGGUGGGGCAGAAGAAGUUGGCCGAAGGGUUGAAACUGAAGAAGAAGAUGAUGAUGAUGACGAUGACGAUGAUCCAUAUGGGAGAGGAUCAAUUUUAGACAAAUCAAAUCGCCAGGUUGAAGUACGAAGAGACUGCCCUUACCUUGAUACUGUUAACCGACAGGUGCUAGAUUUUGAUUUUGAGAGGUUUUGUUCGGUCUCUUUGUCAAAUUUGAAUGUGUAUGCAUGUCUGGUAUGUGGGAAGUAUUACCAAGGAAGAGGGAAGAAGUCCCAUGCUUACACUCAUAGUCUCGAAGCAGGACAUCAUGUCUAUAUCAAUCUUCGAACUGAGAAGGUGUAUUGUCUCCCUGAUGGAUAUGAAAUUAAUGACCCGUCAUUAGAUGAUAUACGAUAUGUUCUAAACCCAAGGUUUUCCAGAGAACAAGUUGAACAACUUGACAAGAACAAGCAAUGGUCUAGAGCACUUGACGGUUCAGAUUACCUUCCAGGAAUGGUGGGAUUGAAUAAUAUUCAAAAAACUGAUUUUGUCAAUGUCACCAUUCAAUCUUUAAUGAGAGUUACUCCCUUGAGGAACUUUUUCCUCAUCCCUGAAAAUUACCAGCACUGUAGAUCUCAGCUUGUUCAUCGAUUUGGGGAGCUCACACGAAAGAUUUGGCAUGCUCGAAACUUUAAAGGACAGGUGAGCCCUCACGAGUUUCUACAGGCCGUUAUGAAAGCCAGUAAAAAACGGUUUCGAAUAGGUGUGCAGUCUGAGCCAGUAGAGUUUAUGUCAUGGCUUCUUAAUACACUGCAUGCAGAUCUUAGAAUUUCAAAGAAAAGUAGCAGCAUCAUCCAUAAGUGCUUUCAGGGGGAACUGGAGGUUGUAAAAGAGACGCAGAACAAAGCUAUUAGUGAGAGAAAAGAAGGUGGUGGGGAACACAAUGGAGCUCUGAAGAUUAUGGAUGGUGCAACUGAGAAUAAUAAUAUUGGUACCGAAACUUACAGAAUGCCUUUUCUGAUGCUUGGAUUGGAUUUGCCAGAACCACCUCUUUUCAAAGAUGUGAUGGAGAAAAAUAUAAUACCUCAGGUUCCUUUGUUCAAUAUAUUGAAGAAGUUUGAUGGUGAGACUGUAACGACCACUGUUCGUCCUCCAGCGAGGAUGAGAUACCGUGUCACCAGAUUGCCACAGUACUUGAUAGUUCGCAUGAGCCGCUUUACUAAGAAUAAUUUCUUCAGAGAAAAGAAUCCAACAUUGGUUAACUUUCCUGUGAAAAACCUAGAGUUGAAGGACUACAUUCCUCUGCCAGCACCGACCAAAGAGAAUGAAAAGUUGCGGUCCAAGUAUGAUCUGAUUGCUAAUAUUGUUCAUGAUGGUAAGCCUGAUGAGGGGUUCUACAGGGUCUUCGUACAGCGGAAAUCAGAAGAACUAUGGUAUGAAAUGCAGGAUCUGCAUGUUUCUGAAACACUUCCUCAGAUGGUUGCAUUGUCUGAAGCUUACAUGCAGAUAUACGAACAGCAACAGUAGUUUACAAAAUUCUAUCAACUGAUACUAUUGGCAUACGGUUACUUGCUGUUGGUUCUUCAAGGUUAGUUCUUGCAAUUUUUUUAUGUGGUUUAGGUGAAGACAGAAAAAAAAAUGCUUAUAAAGUGUCUGAUUUGCUGUUAUGAAGCUGGUUGUCUAUCUUCAACAAUUUAAUUCUUAGUAUUAAUUUUUGCUAUUCUGAAGAAACAUGCUUAUAAAGUACUACGAACACAAAACUAAAUACAAUACAAUAACCUUUUAAAGGAUAUCAUUUUAACCAGUUCAAA